Messenger RNA from Ctenocephalides felis (cat flea), 5977 nucleotides. RefSeq lists its product as uncharacterized. The record is from RefSeq and is a predicted model, not a curated record. Gene Ontology annotation, molecular function: cysteine-type endopeptidase activity; cysteine-type endopeptidase inhibitor activity. The transcript is spliced from 11 exons. NCBI's taxonomy places the organism in Eukaryota, Metazoa, Arthropoda, Insecta, Siphonaptera, Pulicidae. Gene Ontology annotation, cellular component: lysosome. Bases 17 to 5500 code for a protein of 1827 amino acids.
GAAAUAACAUCUAAACAUGAAGCACAAAUUAUUAUUUAUAGUGAUAAGUUUUUGUUUUAUUCAAAAAUCUUUUAGUGAUAUUAGUGCAGACAAUCCAAUAAAUGAACAGCCUUCAUCGUCUCCAGAUUUUGUAGUUAACAAAGAUGUCGACACAGAAGUUCAGACGAUUGAACCGUUGGCGGUUAGCGCAAAUGUUGCUGAUACCGGUAACACAGAGCUUUUAUCACCUUCCUUGAGAGGGUUGGCAGCCAUGGCAACGGCUAAUCUACCAGAGAAUCUGCGCCUGAUUAAGGUCAUCGAAGCAACUCGAGAGGUAGUUGCCGGUUUUCGUUAUGACUUGACCGUAGAAGUGAGUCAGCCAGGUGAUGAACAUCACACUUAUCCGUGUCGUCUAACUAUUUUAGAACGACCGUGGGUAAUUACUCAAUGGGGCGCCCGCGAUAGGAGUCUAUUAUCAACAAAUUGUUCGAAUGGUAUUGACGCCAAUUCCGAAAAUAAUGAGCUACUUGCAUUAGCUCCUAGAACACCUGAACAAGAAUCGGAACGCCCUACAGAAACCCCGAAAGUUGAGCCGAAUUAUGACUCCAUAGCAGAUUCAGGUCAAGUUGAAGAAUUAUUGGAACAGUAUACUGAUAAGGAUCGUGUGACUGUUCCUGAUCUUGGCAAUAAUCCGGAUCAAGUGCAAGAGCAAGUAGUAGAACAACAAACAGUCAAAAGCACUGUGCAAAACGUACAGCAUAAGAAUUUUUUGACAAAAGUAGAAGCUUUGGUAGGCUUGAAAAAAUGGUUAGACGACGUUAGAAUUAUGCAACGUACGACUCAGGAGCCAAUUACCUACGAUCCAACAGUAAACCCCAUUUUUACUCAACCUGAUCCUGUUGAUUAUCAUAAAAUCGCCGAGGAACAACCAGAUGCAUUGCAUGAACAAAUAAAGCAAGCAAUUCAAGAACAAGAGAAAGAAAAUUUAGAUAAGGUGAAAGAAGAGAAGGAAGUAGAGCAACCUACUCCUGUGCCCCAGAAGCAAAUACCACUUAAUGUUAUUUCCUUGAACGAGGGUGAAGUUACAGAAAAUGCAGAAGAAAUAAGGACUCGUCGCGGUUUAGGAAGCUCUACUUCAGUUGAUUCUGAAGACCCUUAUAUUCAAGAAUUAAUGCAAGGCGCAUUUUCGCAAUUAUCUUCUUCUGCUGGCGCUAGUGAUAAAAUGAAAUUACGCAAGGUUACUGAUUGCUCCAAGCAAGUAGUUUCUGGUACUUUGGUUAAAUGUAAUUUGCAUAUCAGUGGAGUUGAUGAUGAGCAUGAACAUGAGUGUGAAGUUAAAAUAUGGGUAAGGCAAUGGUUAAAAGAUAGUAAAGAGACAGAUAUAACCUGUGCAAAAUAUAACAAACAAGGAGAGAAAAUUGGCAAAAAGAAAUAUCAGUUUAGAGCCAAAAAACAGUCAAAACGAUCAGUUGAUAGUGAACCUUCAGAUAAACUUCCACUACGUGGAGGAGUUAAACCAGCUGAUGCUAAUGACCCAUACAUUCAAAAUUUAAUGCAAGGUGCAUUGGCACAAUUGGCGUUGUCAGAAGGAUCUAGUGACAGAAUAAAACUUCAUGAAGUUACAGAUUGCACUAAGCAAACAGUAUCAGGGAGUAUAGUUAAUUGUGUAAUAGUUUUGGAGGGUUUAACAGACAAUAAACAUAACUGUGAAGUAAGAAUUUGGGACAGGCCUUGGUCGGAUGAUGCUAAAGAAACUGAUAUCAAAUGCUCUGAAGUUGAUCAAAAUGGUGUUUUAGGAAGUGAAAAGAAAUAUGAGUUCAAAUCACAAGUUAGAGUUGAAAGGGAUUCUGUAAGGGCUUUUGGUGCACCAAGUCCAACAGAUGAAAAUAAUAUUUACGUUCAAGAACUCAUGCAAACUGCAAUGGCACAAAUUGCCAUGUCAGAAGGAGCUGGGGAUAGGCUACAACUUCAUAAACUUAAAGAUUGCACAACACAAGUUGUAGCAGGAACUGCUACUAAGUGUACUAUGGUUGUAGAAGGAUUAUCAGAAAAUAACAAGCAUCAUUGUGAAGUUUCAGUCUGGGAUAGACCUUGGUUGAAGGAUGCUAAAGAAACCACAGUCAAAUGCUCUGAAGUUGAUGAAAAUGGUAUAAAAGGCAGUGAGAAGAAAUAUGAAUUUAAGCCAAAAAUCCGAGUUGAACGUGACACACCUAUACUAGUUGGAGGACCAACUCAUGCUGAUUCGAAUGAUCCAUAUAUUCAAAAUCUAAUGCAGAGUGCAUUCAAUCAAUUAACCACUGCAGAAGGAGCAAAUGAUAAAGCAAAAUUGCAUAAAUUGGAAGAUUGUACAACUCAGGUUGUAGCUGGAAGUUUAAUUAAAUGCACUAUGCAUAUUGAAAAGUUAUCAUCUGAUGAAAGGCAUUCAUGUGAAGUAAAAAUUUGGGACAGGCCAUGGUUGCCCGAUUCUAGAGAAACAGAUAUCACUUGCUCUCAGCUUGUUGACAAUAACAUUAAGAGUAAUAAUCAAAAAACUUACAAAUUCAGAGCAAACCAGCGAGUACAAAGGUCUACCAAUGAUAAUAAAGAGAAUUCAAGAAUUCGUAAGGUACGAGGGAUUCCAGGAGGCGUAAGCCAGGCAGAUCCUGAAGAAACAUAUAUUCAGGACUUAAUGAAGGAUGCUUUUGCACAAUUAGUCACAGUUAAUGCAGGAGGAAGUAGUGCUGUUUUGCAUAAAGUAACAGAUUGUACAAAACAAACUGUUGCUGGAAGUCUAGUAAAAUGCAAAAUACAUGUGCAUGGUUUGGGUGCAAAUGAAAAACAUAAAUGUGAAGUUAAGGUUUGGGACAGGCCCUGGUUGCCUGACGCUCGGGAGACCGAUAUUACUUGUUCUGAAAUAGAUAAUAAUAAUAUUAAAAGUAAAGAGAGUAAAACAUAUAAAUUCAAGGCAAAUAAGCGUGUUCAAAGAUCUGUUGAAGAUAUGAAUGAUGAGAUAAUUAAACAUGUAAAAGGAGGUAUAAAGACUGUGGAUCCAAAUGAUGGUUAUAUACAGGAACUAAUGAAGGAUGCUUUUGCUCAGCUAAUCACAGCCAAUGCAGGAGGAAGUAACGCCAUUUUACACGAAGUGAGAGAUUGUACGAAACAAACUGUUGAAGGAAGUCUUGUAAAAUGUCAGAUACAUGUCCAUGGUUUGGGCGAAAAUAAGAAACAUGAAUGUGCUGUGAAAGUUUGGGAUAGGCCAUGGUUGCCAGAUUCCAGAGAAACAGAUAUCACAUGCUCCCAACUUGUUGACAAUAAUAUUAAAAGUGACAAACAAAAAACUUAUAAAUUUGUAGCAAAUCGUCGGGUACAAAGAUCUACCAAUGAUAUUAAUGAGAUUUCAAGAAAUCGUGAGGUACGUGGAAUUCCGGGAGGCAUAAGCCAGGCGGAUCCUGAAGAAGCAUAUAUUCAGGACUUAAUGAAGGAUGCUUUUGCGCAAUUAGUCACAGUUAAUGCAGGAGGAAGUAGUGCUGUUUUGCAUAAAGUAACGGAUUGUACAAAACAAACUGUUGCUGGAAGUCUAGUAAAAUGCAAAAUACAUGUGCAUGGACUGGGUGCAAAUGAAAAACAUGAAUGUGAAGUUAAGGUUUGGGACAGACCCUGGUUACCCGACGCUCGAGAGACCGAUAUUACUUGUUCUGAAAUAGAUGACAAUAAUGUUAAAAGUGAAAAGAGUAAAACAUAUAAAUUCAAGGCAAAUAAGCGUGUUCAAAGAUCUGUUGAAGGUAAUAAACGAAUUCUACGUGAUAUUUACCGCAUGAAACGCAGCGCUCGUGGAGCUCCCAAGGAAGUAGAUUCUGAUGAUGCAUACGUUCAAGAAUUGAUGAAGGAUGCUUUUGCUCAAUUAGUUACUGCAAAUGCAGGAAGUAGUGAUGCUUCUCUACAUAAAGUAACAAGUUGUACAAAGCAAACCGUAGCUGGAAGUUUAGUCAAAUGUAAAAUAAUCGCACACGGUUUGGGAACAAGUGAAAAACAUGAAUGCGACGUUAAAGUUUGGGACAGACCUUGGUUGCCAGAUGCACGAGAAACGGACAUUACUUGCACUCAAAUUACAGGUGACAAUGUUAAAAGCAGUGAAAGUAAAACAUACAAAUUUCUAGCGAACCAGCGUGCUCAGCGCAGUAUAAGACGUAUGAAGCGCAGUGCACAUGGAGCAUCAAAAAAAGUUGAUUCUGACAAUAGUUACAUCCAAGAACUUAUGAUGGGAGCAUUCAAUCAGCUAGUAUCUACUAAUGCAGAAACGAAUGAUGCUGUUUUACAUAAAGUUUCCGAUUGUACUAAGCAAACUGUAGCAGGAACCAUUGUUAAAUGUAAAUUACAAAUUCAUGUCAGUGGCACAAAACACGAAUGUGAAAUUAAAGUAUGGGAUAGGCCGUGGAUACCAGACGCGCGGGAAACUGAUGCUACUUGUACAGAGCUAUCUGAAACAAACACAUCAAAAGGCGAGCCAAAGUUAUAUGAAUUCCGAAACAGCGAGCGAAAAGAGCGCUCGUCGAAUAUUUUCGAACACAGUAUGACGCACGAGGACAUGAAAACAUGGCGUUUGUUCGCUAAGUUUACUCAGAAACAUGAAAAACGAUAUGAUGCGGAUGAAGCUCGCUACCGAUUCAAUAUUUUCAAGGAAAAUUUGAAACGUAUCGAGAGAUUGAAUCGCGGUGAAUUGGGUACAGCCCAUUAUGGCAUCACUCAAUUUUCCGAUUUGACUCCUGAAGAAUUCAAGUCGCGACAUACAGGACUUUUACCAAGAACUCAGCGGUCAGAUAAUGAAUUACCUCAUGCUUCUGCACAAAUUCCUAGCGACAUAUUUCUUCCUGAGUCUUUUGAUUGGAGAGAUCAUGGUGCUGUUACAAAAGUUAAAGACCAGGGAAGCUGUGGAAGUUGCUGGGCUUUCAGUGUCACUGGUAACAUAGAAGGCCUUGAAGCUAUAAGAUCUGGAAAACUGCAAGAAUUUUCAGAGCAAGAAUUAGUGGAUUGUGAUUCUAUUGAUGAUGGAUGUGGUGGAGGCUUACCAGACAAUGCUUACAAAGCCAUUGAGCAGCUGGGGGGUUUGGAAUCCGAAUCGGACUACCCAUAUGAAGGUAAAAAAGAAAAAUGUCAUUUUGAUCCCUCAGCAACUCGAGUUCAAGUGAGCGGAGCUGUUGAUUUACCACAAAAUGAAACUGAAAUUGCGUUGUGGCUUGUGAAGAAUGGACCCAUAUCUAUUGGCAUCAAUGCCAAUGCUAUGCAGUUCUAUCGUGGAGGAGUAUCUCAUCCUUGGAAGAUCUUGUGCAAGCCUUCUAGUUUGGACCACGGAGUACUUAUUGUGGGCUAUGGCGUACAUACAUAUCCAAAAUUCAACAAGACUAUGCCAUACUGGAUCAUAAAAAAUUCAUGGGGUCCCCGCUGGGGCGAACAAGGAUAUUACCGAGUAUACCGUGGUGAUGGAACUUGCGGAGUGGACCAAAUGGCUACUUCAGCGGUUUUGGAUAAACCAGUUGUUAACUAGACAAAAAAACACCAAGUGCCAAAUAUGAUCCUGUCCAAACCUUUCCAUGUUUAUAAGUAGUCUCCAAACAAAUUAUCUUCGGCGACUGAAAUAUUGGACAACUUGCAUGCAUUUUUGACUAUUUUAAAUUAAACAGUUCAGCAUUGUUUCUGACUGGCAGAACAAACAAAUGUCGAUCAAAUAUUACAAUUCGAUGUGCUCUUAAUUUGCAUAAAUAUAGAUAUUAUAACUAAUUCAAAAAGCAAUCUGCUAUUAAAAUGAGGAUAUAAAGGAGCAAGUCGUUCAGUUUUCCUUUCAACAUGUUAAAAUAUCGAUCAACAUAAGAAUACUCUUUAGAAUUAAUAAAAUGAUAUUUGAAUCUACUCUCUUAAUUAGGGAUAUGCAUUGAUUAUUGAUAGAAGUAGUGAUUACUACUGAAUCUAAAAGCAAAUGGAGGGAAUAUAAAAAAGAAUUGAUUUAUUUGUGGUGGGACAGAAA